AUGGUCCCUCCGCCUCUCCGGACACAGCUCAUUUUGUGGGCUAAAAUAACUACACCAUGGGCAGAACUAUUUGUGGUCCUGGUGCAGCCUGAUCUGACACAGCGCUGUGCUGCUGGGCCGCUCUUCACGUCUGCAGAGCUCGGUAUGGAUAAGACUCAUUUAUCCAGCGCAAACGAACUCAUCAUGACGACUCCGACCGGGCCGUAUCAACCCGAGCCACGGACCCCACCCCGAGGCUCGCACCAUCACUCUUCCUCCUCCUCCUCCUCCCCCUCCUCCUCUGCGCCUCUCAAACCAAACCAGGUGGGACAGGUCAUCCUCUACGGCGUCCCGAUCGUGUCCCUGGUCAUAGACAACAACGAGAGACUUUGCCUGGCACAGAUCUCCAACACCCUCCUGAAGAAUUAUAGCUACAAUGAGAUCCACAAUCGGCGCGUGGCCUUGGGGAUCACGUGUGUCCAGUGUACGCCCGUGCAGCUGGAAAUCCUGCGCAGAGCCGGUGCCAUGCCCAUAUCGUCGCGCCGCUGUGGUAUGAUCACAAAGAGAGAAGCCGAGCGCCUCUGCAAGUCCUUCCUGGGGGAAAACUCGCCGCCGAAGCUGCCCGACAACUUCUCCUUUGAUGUGAGCCAUGAGUGCGCCUGGGGAUGCCGUGGCAACUUCAUACCAGCGCGCUACAACAGCUCGCGCGCCAAAUGCAUCAAGUGCGCACUGUGUAAUAUGUAUUUCUCCCCGAAUAAGUUCAUCUUCCACUCGCACCGCACUCCAGAGUCCAAAUACAUGCAGCCGGACGCAGCCAACUUCAACUCGUGGAGAAGGCACCUGAAGCUGAGCGAGAAGCACGCGCCGGAUGAGCUGAUGUACGCCUGGGAGGACGUCAAAGCCAUGUUUAACGGCGGCAGUAGAAAGCGCGCUCUCCCGUCGUCGUCCCACUGCUCCUCCAUGGGCCCGGUCAAGUCCCUGCCUGCCUCCAUUAUGCCGCACAUGAUGGGGCCGGACCUGGGUCAGAAGAGGGCGCGCUACGAUGACGAUGAUGACAUAGACAGUGACAGUUUGUCUCCACGGAAAACGCCUCGCAGUUACCCCGUCAUCCCUGUGCCCAGUAAAGGCUUCGGCAUGCUGCAGAAGUUCCCCCCAACGUCGCUCUUCCCCUCGCCGUACUCCUUCCCUGCUUUUGGCUUGUGUCAGCAGAAGAAGGACGACAGUGACGUGUCUGUGGGUCAGAAAGGAGCAGGACUGUCUGGUCUGCUGUGGCCGGGCCGUAAGGACACGUUUUACCCUCCUUUCUGUAUGUUCUGGCCCCCGAGAGCAGCAGGAGGGAUCCCUGUGCCUACAUACUUGCAGCCUCAGCCCAGUGCCCUUACUCUGACUGAAAAUCCCUCCCUCAGACAGGCCUUUCUGGACCUGUCUGAUCCUUCUGAGAGCAGUGCUGGGGUGGGCUCCUCUAACGCUGUCACUGCCUCCAUCAGUGGCAGCAGUGGCACCAGUGCACCCAGGUCUGGACUCUUUGAGCCUGAGUGUCCCACAGUGACCUCUGACCUUCGUCCUGUCACCUCAGAGGGCUGGCUCAAACUCAUGGACCCUCCGACCUUGCAGAGCCGGAAGCAGAGUUACGGCUCUGCGUUUCGUCCUGUAGUGAAAGACGCCGACAGCAUCGCUAAGCUCCACAGCGGAGGAGCAACAGAGGAGGAGUUUGGGUCAGAGAGGCCGCACAGACUGUCUCCCAGCAGCAGCUGCAGCUACGGUAGCGACAGUGCAGCAGGCGACAGCGAGGAGGAGGGAGAGGUGGAUGUGGAGUCAUCCAAACAGGACGAGGAGGAGCAGAGAGUGUUCCUCCCUGUGGCCCAGGACAGAGGGAAGGACAGAGGCAUGGGCGCAGUGUAUCCCAGCUCCUCCCCUCAGUGCUCCACGGAGCCCGGCCUGCCCGCCUCCCCUCCCACCACCCCACCCCACAGAGAGGACCCAGCAUACAAAAACGUUCACAAAAACAGAGACGAAGGACUCCCUGCGUAUGCGACCAAAGACAACUCCACCAGCUCAGACGAAAACAAAGAAAAGAGCAGUUUUUUUGUGACGGAGAAUGAAGCCACAGCCCCGGACUACUGGAGAGAGUCCUCUGGGGACCAAAACCAAAGCGCCUCGUCUCCAGCUUCCAUGAAAAAGGACAUGGAACAUAUGGAGAAAGAAGAGCUCCAGAAAGUUUUGUUGGAGCAGAUCGACUUCCGGCGCCGACUGGAGCAGGAGUUUCACGCUCUCAAAGGAACGUCGCCUUUCCCUGUGUUUCAUAAUUUCCAGGACCAGAUGAAACGGGAGCUCGCCUACAGAGAAGAGAUGGUCCAGCAGUUACAAAUGAUUCCAUACGCAAACAUGAUAAGAAAAGAGAAGAUUAGCUCACAUUUGAGCAAGUGA
Messenger RNA from Knipowitschia caucasica, 2406 nucleotides. Lineage: Eukaryota; Metazoa; Chordata; Actinopteri; Gobiiformes; Gobiidae. The record is from the annotation of a GenBank genome assembly.